Molecule: messenger RNA, 711 nt
Organism: Saccoglossus kowalevskii
Lineage: Eukaryota; Metazoa; Hemichordata; Enteropneusta; Harrimaniidae
Product: 63 kDa sperm flagellar membrane protein-like
Source: RefSeq, a predicted model, not a curated record
GUUCCAAGCACAACUGACAAACUCACUUGUGUUUAGUCGUUCGGUAUUUACAAUCGUGCCGUAGGACCGCUCUCUAAAAUAUCACAAUGAGGUUACAGGUUUUUUCACUGGCUCUUGUGUUGAGCAUUUCUGUUUCUUUGCAAGGAUCAAUAGCAUCGACAGCGACUGCAGGACCAAUCAUUUCAAAUAAUACAACUCCAGUCCCACUUGAAACCACCGGAGGCACUGAUGGACCAAUGCCAACAUCGGGACCAGCUUGGUGUUUUACCUGCGAUGAAGAAACCGAUAAUGAUGAAUGCAACUAUGCAGCAGAUGGAACAAACAAUAUGGAGUACUGUGAAUCGCAGGGUGAUAUCUGUGUAACCACAAUGAAAUUUAAUGAAAGGGGUAAUGGAUAUCGUAUUGAACACAAAGGAUGUUUAAAUCAUGGAGAGUGUUACGAUAUGCUUUGGGAAGAAAUGUUUGAUCCUGAAUUAAUGAGCUGUCAUGGUGGCGAAAUCGUAACUCCUGGACUCACGUGCAACUAUUGCUGCUCAAUAUUCCAGAUGCCUGCAUGUAAUGAGGAUUUCAUUUGGUAUUUACAAGUCCCAGAAGUGAAUGAAUGGAACGAUGCCCUUGACUUGCCUGGUGCUGCAACCACGCCAACUGCACACAGUGUUGCAGUAAUGCUAAUGACAGUUUUAGCAUCAGCCUUGUACUUUUAAUAAAUUC